CAGCAAAGCGUCUCUGAUAACAGAGAUUUUUAUAUUCAUAAUAAAAAACAGCCAAGUAGCUGACACGCGCAUUCUUUCUCUAACACAUUUCUAGAAAGAGAAACUCAUUAUCCUAGCGAGAUGAUGCAGAUUUAAAACCAUUGUCUAGAGAGAGAAACAAAAGCAUUGUCCUCCGUUUAUUUGAAGUGAGGAGAGACGAAUACGUUUCCACAUUUCUCCCAAAACUCUUUAUCACUUUCUUUCCCUAGAAAGUAUCUAUUUUAUCUAUAUAUCUCUAAAUCGAAACCCUAGCAACUGUGAUUGUCUACGAGGAAGUUAUAGUUAUUUGAUGUGAGAUAGUGUGUCAGAUCCGACAUGGCCGAUAUUUCCGGCGACGGAGAGUGUUUGUCUCCGGCUAGUUGGACGACGGAGCUGAGUACCAGAGAGAACGGGGGAAAUGUCCGGCAGACGUUGGCUAAUGAGGCGAUGUUUGCGACGGCGACGCCAUUGAUGGUGUCAGGAUCGUUUAAGGAGAGUAAGAGUUCGCGGAGGCGAGCUUCGGUUCGGCCGAGUUUGGACGCCGAUGAGUUCUUAAAUUUGCUGCACGGUUCGGAUCCGGUGAAGGUGGAGCUCAAUCGGUUGGAGAAUGAAGUCAGAGAUAAGGAUCGAGAAUUAGGAGAGGCGCAAGCUGAGAUCAAGGCAUUGAAGUUGUCAGAACGCCUCAGAGAAAAGGCCGUCGAAGAGCUCACUGAAGAGUUGACAAAGAUGGACGAGAAGCUCAAGCUAACAGAAUCUCUUCUAGAAAGCAAAAAUCUUGAGAUUAAGAAAAUCAAUGAUGAGAAGAAGGCCUCAAUGGCAGCUCAGUUUGCAGCGGAAGCCACUCUUCGAAGGGUUCAUGCUGCUCAAAAAGAUGAUGAUAUGCCACCAAUUGAAGCCAUCCUUGCACCACUGGAGGCUGAGCUCAAGCUUGCUCGGCAAGAGAUUGCAAAGCUGCAAGAUGACAACAAAGCAUUAGAUCGCCUCACAAAAUCAAAAGAGGCUGCUUUAAUUGAAGCUGAGAGGACAGUUCAGGUUGCCCUGGCUAAGGCUUCUAUGGUUGAUGAUCUCCAGAAUAAGAACCAAGAGUUGAUGAAGCAGAUAGAAAUUUGCCAGGAAGAAAAUAAAAUUUUGGAUAAAAUGCAUCGCCAAAAGGUUGCCGAGGUUGAGAAGCUUACCCAAACUGUACGUGAGCUUGAAGAGGCUGUACUUGCUGGUGGUGCAGCUGCAAAUGCUGUGAGGGAUUACCAGCGGAAAGUUCAAGAGAUGAAUGAGGAAAGAAAAACUCUUGACAGGGAGCUGGCUCGUGCAAAAGUAACAGCAAACAGGGUAGCGGUAGUGGUAGCUAAUGAAUGGAAAGAUGCUAAUGAUAAAGUGAUGCCUGUAAAACAAUGGCUUGAAGAAAGAAGGUUCUUGCAGGGAGAGAUGCAGCAACUCCGGGACAAGCUCUCUGUAGCUGAGCGAACUGCGAAAUCCGAAGCACAAUUGAAAGAAAAAUACCAACUGCGGCUCAAAGUACUAGAAGAGACUUUGAGAUCAUCGAGCAAUAACGGCCGGAGUAUGUUAGAAGGAAGAAGUGUAAGCAAUGGUCGUCGCCAAUCCCUGGGUGGAGCUGAUAACAUCUCCAAAUUGACCUCCAAUGGCUUUUUACCUAAGAGAUCACCAUCCUUCCAGUUGAGAUCUUCUCCGUCUUCUGGCACUAAUUCAGUAUUGAAGCAUGCGAAAGGGACGUCAAAGUCAUUUGAUGGCGGCACACGCUCAUUAGACACGGGUAAAGUUCUCUUAAAUGGGGUGGCUUCUAAUUUCAAUGACAGCCUGUCAUGUGAGGGAAUGAAGGACAGUGAGGUAAAUACUACCUGGAAAGGUAGUCCAGAUGAAAAACCCAAUGAAUUUUCAACAGUGGAUGCAGAAGAUACUGUUCCAGUGUUAAUAUAUGACUUGCUACAAAAAGAGGUGAUCUUGCUGAGGAAAGCUGGUCAUGAGAAGGAUCAAAGCCUCAAAGACAAGGAUGAUGCUAUUGAGAUGUUAGCGAAGAAAGUAGAUACUUUGACAAAGGCAAUGGAGGUUGAGGCCAAGAAGAUGAGAAGGGAAGUAGCUGCCAUGGAGAAGGAGGUAGCUGCGAUGCGCGUGGAGAAAGAACAUGAAAACAGGGCCAAGCGAUUUGGGAAUACCAAGGGUCCCACAAACAGUUCUCAGCUACUCAUAGGAAGGAAUGUAGCACGAAGUGGGAUGACGCGCAGCACCCAGUAACAAGAUGCCUCAGUUACAGCAGUAAUGAGUAAUCUGCCUUGGCCUGGACUUCAGUUCUUUUUCUUCCUCCCAUCUAUUCCUUCUUUUACACUUUUGUGGUUGAGUAUAAGAUUGUAACUCGCAUGCUGAUGACAGAAUAUUCUUCACUGAGUUUGUCAAGAAAGUAAAAAAGUGAGGAAGAAAGCUUGUGGAUGAAUUGUCAUGCUUCUGACUUAGACUGUCCUUUAGCCCUCUGCUUCGAAUCAGCAAGAAAGAAAAUGGAGGAUAAAUGAAGUUGAGCUAACCUUUUUUUGGCAGAAUUUAUUGGAGUGGCAGUGGUUGUGUUGUAUAGGUAGCUUGUUGGCAUUCCCUUGUGUUGGUCAUUUUACAGUCUAUAUUUGUAAUCUGCAGCUAGUUUGAUUGUCAUUUGUUCAGGUUUGUCAAUAUUCUUGUAAUCAUAUAAAGAUCAUAGUUCUCAUGA
This is a messenger RNA of Cornus florida, 2725 nucleotides long. RefSeq names its product microtubule-associated protein 70-1-like. The record is from RefSeq and is a predicted model, not a curated record. Lineage: Eukaryota; Viridiplantae; Streptophyta; Magnoliopsida; Cornales; Cornaceae. Gene Ontology annotation, biological process: cytoskeleton organization. The coding region runs from base 355 to 2265 and encodes 636 amino acids. Gene Ontology annotation, molecular function: microtubule binding. The transcript has 11 exons.